CGUUGUGCACCAAUGCCAACAAUUUACCACCUACAGUUACGGCCUACGUCAUCCCCAUCUCCUUCCCCUCUCCAAUCUCCAAAAAAACAAGAAACGUCUCCUCGCCUCUUUCCUGUCUACGCAGUGUUCUAUAAUAGGAAAGGAAUCUUCCUUUCUUUCUCUCUCUAGAAUCUAGAGAGAGAAAGGUGUGCGCCAUGGGGGAGAAGGUACAGAAUGAUAAAGAUGGCGUAUCGUACGAUACAAAUACGACGCCCCGGGAAGGAGUCGUAGAGGGUAUGCCUUUGUUUGCUAAAGAGCUGAUCGCCGGUGGUGUCGCCGGAGGAGUCGCGAAGACAAUUGUUGCUCCUCUUGAGCGCGUCAAGAUCUUGUUUCAGACUAGAAGCGACUUUCACAAUAUAGGAUUGUUAGCAUCUUUUAGAAGGAUUGCAAAGACAGAAGGCCUUUUCGGGUUUUACAGAGGAAAUGGAGCUAGUGUUGCGAGAAUUGUUCCUUAUGCAGCCUUACAUUAUAUGGCAUAUGAACAAUAUAGAAGACAUAUUGACCAUAACUUUCCUGGAAUGGGAAGUGGUCCAGUUGUUGAUCUGUUAGCAGGAUCAUUAUCUGGAGGAACUGCUGUUCUUUUCACUUAUCCACUUGAUUUAGUUAGAACUAAAUUGGCUUACCAGGUUGUGGAUACUCCCAAAUUGAACAUGAAAGAGGCCAUGAGUAGCGAACAUGCAUUCAGAGGAAUUAGGGAUUGUUUUUCAAGAACUUAUAGAGAUGCUGGGAUUAGAGGGUUGUAUCGUGGUGUUGCUCCAUCACUCUAUGGAAUCUUUCCUUACUCGGGUUUGAAGUUUUACUUCUAUGAGAAAAUGAAAAGCCAUGUCCCCGGUGAUUACAGAAAAAACAUGAUGGUCAAACUUGCUUGUGGGUCCGUUGCUGGUUUACUUGGUCAAACUUUCACUUACCCUUUGGAUGUUGUCAGACGCCAAAUGCAGGUUCAACGUCUACAUGGCUCAAGCUCACAACUGAAAGGAACAAUGGGAACUCUUGUUAUGAUUGUCCAAAAAGAAGGAUGGAAACAUUUAUUUUCAGGAUUGAGCAUCAACUAUCUCAAGGUGGUGCCAUCAGUUGCAAUUGGAUUUACAGUCUAUGAUACUAUGAAAGUAUAUUUAAAGGUCCCACCACGAGAAAAAGCUAUUGUUGAAAUGGCCACAAAUAAAAGAGAGACCCAAACAACAACCUUGCCCUCAUCACAAUAAUUACAACUUUAACCUGGUAUUCUUUUUUCCAAUUAGUUUUAAGGUAAUUGAAAAUUGUAUAUUUGAUUCUUUUGUAAUCUAGCCUAGGUUCUAUUCCAAUGUAUAGGCACAACUAUCCUAUCCCCUCUUUGCAAUGAUUUGAGGGUGAGUUAAUAAUCCCUUAGAUUGAGAAUAAUCCAGGGCUAUAUAUAUGUUACAUGUCAAUUUCCAAACAAUGUACAUAAAAAAUAAGAUUUGUAAUUGUAUAUGUAACAUCCAUAUUUGAUAUCUAUAUUUCAAGAUAGUUAACUAUGUUACAUGUCAAUAUCCAAACAAUGUGCAUAUAAAAGAUUUACCAAUAAUCUCCACAAGAGCACAUACCAUCCUUAAAAUGAUGAAACCUUUUGUUGUCUCUUACAAUGAGCUCCCUCCCAACAAUCUUGGACAUAAUCUUGAUAGCAUUAUGACAAUCACCACAUAUCCUUAAAUUCUUGAUGAUCCUAAGAGUUGUUCUUGCUGGAGUACUAAUUAAACCAUAUGCAAUUGCUAACCUUUCACUGUGGUGCAUCAAGGCUUGUUCUUUAGCUUCUUGAUCAAUGUCAUGAAGAACGUAUCGGGUAUCCGGAACAUACCCUGCAUCUCUCAUUUGACCAUUUAAACCGUUUAAUUUCUUGUUUGAAUCUUCUUUGUAAGGAUCUGGAUUUCUGUAUUCAUAGACUCUGUUCUUCUUCCCUUCAAGCAUAUUAGUUGCAGAUUGAUUAAGUAAAGGAAUUUGAUGUAACACAAUUGAUGGUUGAAGGAAUGCUAUGGCUCGAUCUUCAAGCUCGAUAUCACCAUGGAUUCGAGCAGAAUUCAUCAAUGAUUCCCAUAUUUUGUAUGUAGGUUUAAUAGGAAUGUUUUCAAUGAACUCAAAAGCUUCGUUUAGAUGCCCGGAUUUCCCCAAAGCAUCGAUAACCCCUAGAUAAUGAUCAAUUUCUGGAUCUAGAUUGUAGUCGUUCUUCAUUGAUUUGAAGUGUUUGAAGCAUUCUUGAAUUGAAUUAACACUGGCACAUGCUGAUAAAAGUAAUCGGAAAGUCUCCUUGUUUGGAGUUAACUCCAGCUCUUUCAUCUGGUCGUAUAACAACAAACCUGCAUCGGGUUCCCCGUUAUCUGUGUAGCCCUUUAUCAUUGAAUGCCAUAAGUUUAAGUCAUCUCGUUCACGCAUUCUGUCGAACACCCUGCGUGCAUCCCUCAUGCUGUUGCAUUUUAUGUAUAGACCUAUCAAUUUAGAGUUCAAAUUCACAAAACCGUAGUACGGAGAUCGAAUAAGAAGCUGCUGGACCUUCUUCCCCAGUUCAAGAUCGUCACAUGAAUCCAAAACAAGCUCGAAAACAUCGGAACCUGCUGGCACACCUUGAGACAUAAAUUCAAUCGUUUCUUUAAUCGAGCCAUUUUUGCAUAGCGUCAUUAAAUCCACAUCCGGUGGCGGAGAUGGGGCGGUGUGUUUUUGUUUUGAGUUGUUUUUGGGAAGAGGUGGUGGUUUUGUGGAUGUGUUGAGGCGGCGAUUGGUGGUGCGUGUGGUGGCAUCGUUUCGGGAUGCGGUGCAGAGGGAUUUGGGAGUAGGAUUUGGAAGGUGAAAUGGAAAUUUGAGGUUGGUCUGUUUUGGUAUGCCAAAUUUGAAUUCAAUAGAAGAGAGAGAUGACGCCAUUGGAGAGCACGAGCUCUGGUUAGACCGUUAAACCAGAUAGAUGAUAAA
This is a messenger RNA of Lactuca virosa, 2955 nucleotides long. The record is from the annotation of a GenBank genome assembly. NCBI's taxonomy places the organism in Eukaryota, Viridiplantae, Streptophyta, Magnoliopsida, Asterales, Asteraceae.